AUCUACAAUUACUCUUUUAAGAUUAAUUUCUCACAACAAAAGUAACCGAUUGGGAACUUUAUUGGAUCCUUAAUUAGCACUGCUGGAGAAAUGCAUAGUGUUCUGCGGUAGCCUAUGGAAAAGGACAAGAUUUGGUAUCAGAGUUUAGAAGGAAACACUGUAGGACCAGUAACAUUUGAAGACCUCAGGGACUUGGUCGAACGUGGAGAAAUUGAUGGGUUGACGAGGAUCUUUUUAGAAGCACUGGAUAGGUGGACAGUAGUGUCAGAAGAACCAGAAUUGAGAGAGUUGGUGGAGUUGAUUGCAAGUAGAGAGGAUGAUAGUGUAAAAGCAAGUGAAGCGAGCCUAGCUAAUAAUGCAGCUCUUGAAGACGUACUGAACGACAACAUUGGUGAACCAAACUUGGAGAGAAGCAAUACUUCUUCAAAGAAAAAGUUAACACUCGAGGAUUUGAAAAAGAAAGAAAGAAAAAGGUUAAAACGGGCAGAGCAGAAAAAGAAGAAGAGAGAACGUUGGAACGAGGAAGUUGCCAAAAACAAUACUAGUGUAUACUUUACUGGUAUUCCAUCAGAUGCAACUGAAGAAGAAGUCGUUGAAUUCUUUUCCAAGUGUGGCAUCUUGAAAGUUGAUGCGUAUUCUGGAAAGGCAAAGGUCAAGUUGUAUAGGGACAAGCUCGGUUACCUGAAGGGCGAUGGAGUUGUUACAUAUGCUUUACAACCUUCGGUCGAAAACGCUUUCAAGGUUCUUGAUCAAACCGAGUUUCGUUUCGGAACAGGGACUCGAAUUCACCUAGAACCUGCUCGCUUUGAGUUGAAAGGGGAAGAUUUCAUACCGAGGAAGGUUCCAAAUACUGGGAAACCCUUAUUUUCAACGAAACAGUUAAUAGAACAGAAAACCAGUUGGAACGAUGGUGUAGAUGAUGGACGUGGACUAAGAAUUGUUAUUUUGAAGAAGGUUUUUGAGCCGAAAGAAGCUUUGACCGAUCCUCAUUAUUAUGAGGACAUUCGUAAAGAUAUGUUAGAGGAGUGUUCAAAGCUUGGAGAAAUAGAGAAGUUGACAGUAUUUGAGAGAAAUCCUGAGGGUGUGGUUGCAGUACGUUUUCGCUCUCCUGCUGCAGCGGAGUCUUGUAUUGAGCUUAUGACUGGUCGUUGGUAUGGUGGACGGCAAUUGGAAGCUGAAUUUUAUGACGGAAAGACAGAUUACCGUUAUAAGGAAACGGAAGAAGAAAGAAAAGAGCGUAUAAAGAAAUUCGAGGAAUGGCUAGGCGAGGAUGAAACUGCAGACGAUGGUGGAGUUUCAUUUCUAGACGCCUAUUGAACUGCAUUUGUAUCUUUUUGGUCAGUGUUUGAAGAGCAAACGUUAAGUGAAUCAAUCUUA
Messenger RNA from Galdieria sulphuraria, 1377 nucleotides. RefSeq names its product RNA-binding protein. Gene Ontology annotation, molecular function: RNA binding. The transcript is spliced from 7 exons. Gene Ontology annotation, biological process: mRNA splicing, via spliceosome. Gene Ontology annotation, cellular component: U2 snRNP; U2-type spliceosomal complex. The record is from RefSeq and is a predicted model, not a curated record. The coding region runs from base 115 to 1317 and encodes 400 amino acids. NCBI's taxonomy places the organism in Eukaryota, Rhodophyta, Bangiophyceae, Galdieriales, Galdieriaceae.